GUGUAAUUGGGCAAUACAGGCUCGCAGAAGGGCCCAAUAUUGUGUUGUAUUUCUAAGUAACCAGCUAACCAAAUAAAUAAUUGAAGUGUUUGAUCAUUUGUAAGGAGCAGAGGAAAAUGAGUCAGAGGGCAAGUGUACUGUGCGGCUUUUUCCCUGAGAACCGUCUGCACAGUUGGACAGUGUACAGUACUGUGGAUCAUGAAGAGUGAAAAAGGGAUGUGAAAGGGCAUUGAGUACGAGAGUUGGGAUGCUAUAUUGGAGUUGUGAAAGACAUCGACCUCUGAUUGACCUUUGGGCUUCGAUCUUCGGCAUUGACUCAGGACUCGCUGAUGGUGAUGAAUGAGGGUCUGAACUUCAAGCCUCGAACACUGGCUUCACCAAUGAACAUCCUUGCUGGUCUGCCAGCUGAUAGCCAAACAUGACCUCGCUGCUGGUCCUUGAAUGGAGAAUGGAAACAGACUCUGGACUGUCCUCAAAUUGCCCACAUGUCCCUGUCCCUAAACCUAACCUGACCCCUAACUCCCCCCAUGUCUCCAAAACGAUCCCUAUGAACCUAAAAAAAACUAAACCAAAUAAUUAAGACUGAGCCAUGACCUCAAUGGAAACUGUAAUUCAGCACCACCUUGAGAAUUCAGUGAUGCACGGUUUAAAAGGUGGCCAUUAAUGGCCUCUAGGACAAAUUAGAAUCAGACAUAUGUCUGCCUUUCCAGAGUCAGACAUGAGCUGGACCAGUUUUCACCAUAUGUUAAUGUGAAGAGUGAACAGUAAAUGGUUAAUCUUACUGCGAUCUGGUUCGUAUUGACUGUGGUUUAUCUCGACGUUUAAUUCGGCGUUUCGUUACACGCAAAGGAGAACGUUACAGUGAAAAAGCGGCAUUAUCAGGUGUUUCAAGUGCUGCAAUGUCAGCUCGAUCCAGCAUCAAGUCGAUGCCGCCCAGCGACAAGGGCAGUAAACCGACAUCAAGUAAGUCCACCCAGGCAAGAGCCAAGGCAGAAGCCGCCAAGGUGCGACUGCAUUACGCUAGACAAGAAGCAGUUUUGAAAAUGAAACAGGCCACCAGAGAAGCCGAAAUCCAGAAAGAAAAGGCUGCCAGAGAAGCCGAAAUCCAGAAAGAAAGGGCCACCAGAGAAGCCGAAACCCAGUUGGAAAUGACAAAAAUAUCGACAGAGUUGCAAGUGCUGCAGCUAGAAAGAGAAGAAGAAGCUGCCAAGGCGGAAGCAAAGUACAUAGAAGAAGCUGAAGGGUCACGUGAUCUGACCGCAGUAAGAUCUACUUUAGAAAGGACCAGACUGGAACGCACAAGCGACUAUGUACAAUAUCAAAUAGACAGGCAGGCUCGUCUCCCCUCUCCAUACGUAUUCGAUAACUUCCCCAGCUACGAGGAACCUCAGAGAGUCACGAUUGCAUCACAUCCAUACGAGGAAGGAAAUUUACCCUCACGGCUCUGUGAUGAAGUCGAGAAUGAAAGAACCGACAACGCUCCUUCACCCCCACAACAGGACGGCGGGGAGGGAGAGGUUCACUCCAGGACAACAAUUGUCAGCUCGAACUGUACAGAAGUUUGCGGUCAAACUCAGUCAAGCCGUUCUUGUUCUAAGAUCUGCCUCACUGAGGUGUACCCUAAAGAAGCACAACAAGACAUUACCAAGCGUAAAGUAACCGACGAGACGCUAGGUCAGUCAGUUUUCGUUCAAACCGAGCACGGAAACAAACUUGCACAAUCAGCUCAAGAUACCAUUUCUUUAAAAACCAAAGACACCAAGGUCUUCAGAGAUGAAGCAAAUAAUGGGGUUGCCCCAUUGCCUAUCAGAGAACCACGCCAGCGCUCACCAGAUAACAAAGAGCAGGCAGUCAAACGGUUCACGUCCUUACGGAAAACCCGGAAAAGGAAACCUGAGAUGCAGCAACGCACCCGAUUGACCCACGAGGUACUGUGCACCCUAAUGGCAGAGGUCACAGCCAUUAUAAACGCACAAUCAUUCCUACCUGUGUCUUCUGACCCAGAAAACCCCUUCAUACCUUCGCCAUCAAUGCUCCUUACACAGAAGGCAGGAGCACCUCCUCCACCAGGAGACUUCUCAGACAAGGAUUUGUACACAAAGCAAUGGAGACAAGUCCAGGCUCUGGCAAAUCAGUUCUGGCCUCGCUGGAGACAAAAAUAUCUACCUUUGUUGCAACAGAGACAAAAGUGGACAGAACCCCACAGGAAUCUUCAAGUUGGAGACUUAGUCCUGCUCAGGGACAAGCAAAUCGCCCGAAACAGCUGGCCAACGGCCAGAAUCACUGCUACAUUCCCUAGUGGGGAUGGACAUGUCAGGAAGAUCGAAUUGAAGACUACCGACCAAGGCGAUGUGAAAAUUUACCAAAGGCCAGUUACAGAAGUUAUUCUACUUCUACCCAAUGACUGAUUAAGAGACUAAGUUUGUACUCUGCUCAUUGUGACCUUACGAAGGUCAAGCGGGGAGUGUGCUGUCUUUACGACAGUUAUUUAGUUUAUAAUAUUUUUGCUUAGUAAUUCAUUCGAUAGUAUUUUCUAGUUAGAAUUAGAAGUGUUUAAAGUAUAUUCAUUGCAUGUAAAAUAUAUCGGCAUGCGAUGACGUCACAUCCGGUUUCGCCGCGUCUUGUGGGAAAAUACCGGUUUGGAAUUAACGUGAGGGUGGAGGCUUACCACGAGGCACACCUGAGCAGAAGUUGUUUUGCAGGCAUGAGAAAUCACAGUGAGAGCAACGCUGUAAGUUAAUAGAUAAUCGAUAUAUUGAACUAAGAUGUUAAUGCCGAUCCUGUUAGAAGUAACGACGAUAGAUAAUGUUUAUGCUUUCGUUAGUUAAAGAGUUGUGGAUAGUUUGCAUGGAAGUGUAUUUAAAGUAGUCAAUGGAGCAGGUAAACUCUCCCUGUAUACUGCACCUUAGUGUAAUGUGGUUAUAGUCACCUUUACAAGUAUUUACAAUUGAAAUGUGAUAUUAAGGAAGGAACAAAUACUGUAUCAAUCUUGUAUUGUUUUAUCAACAGUUUUCACCAUAUGUUAAUGUGAAGAGUGAACAGUAAAUGGUUAAUCUUACUGCGA
Molecule: messenger RNA, 3064 nt
Organism: Hypanus sabinus (Atlantic stingray)
Lineage: Eukaryota; Metazoa; Chordata; Chondrichthyes; Myliobatiformes; Dasyatidae
Exons: 4
Coding region: 900-2408 (502 amino acids)
Source: RefSeq, a predicted model, not a curated record